AUGAAAUUUUUGGUUGUUUUGUUGGCAGUUUUCGCUGUUGUUGCGACUAGGCCAUCCAAUCCAUCUUUUCACGAACCAAUUCUUCAACUUUAUCAAUCAUUAGGAAAUCAAGGACAAUAUGCUUACGGUUAUACCGGAAGUUCUUCGACGAAAUCUGAAUCCAGAUCUGCCAACGGUCUCACACAAGGCUCUUAUUCUUACGUUGAUGGUGAUGGCGUGUUGCAAAAAGUUAAUUAUCAAGCAGACAACAACGGUUUUCACGUGAGUGCUACCAACCUUCCGGUUGGUCCGUCCGGCGAAACCGCCGGUACUGGUGCCGUUCCUUCUGCUUCUUUUAGGGGAACUGCAAGAUAUGGAUCCGCUGGAGUUUACGGAGCCAGAUCGGGAGCUGGUUACGGUGAAGUUUCUGGUUCGGGAUUAUUAUCUGGUGCUGCCGGUGGUGGUUUAGGAUCUGGAAGUUAUAGUUUUUCUGCUCCUGCUGUUUCAUCUAUUGGUUCUGGAGUUUCCGGUUUAAGUUCCGGAUUUGGAGCUGGUCAUGGUGCUUUUGGAUCUGGAGUUACUGCUUACAAUACAAAUGUUGGGGGUGGAGUCGGUGCCGGAUUGGGAGUCGGACAGGGUUCCGUAUUAGGAACUGCAUACACUUCUGGUGUCGGUCUGGGAGGCGUUAAUGGAGCUGGACUCGGAGAUUCUGUUGCCGUUUCUGCAUUAGGUGGUGGUGCUGGUUUAAAUUCCGGAAGUUAUAGUUUUUCUGCUCCAGCCGUUUCAUCUGUUGGUUCUGGAGUUGCUGGACUCGGUGCCGGUCACAGUACUUACAAUUCUGGUCCUGGAGUUGUCGCUGUAGUAGGAAACGGAGCUGGAUUUCAAGGUAGUUCAAGAACCGGUUUUGGUGUCGGAGGUUCUUCUUUAACUGCUCUUUACGGAGCUCCAGCUUCUCCUGCUGUUGUCGUACCACCUGCUCCAGUUCAAGAUACUCCAGAAGUUUCUGCUGAAAAAGCAAGACACUAUGCCGCUUUUGAAGCCGCUAAAUAUAAUGCUGCUGUCUCUGUCGACGAUUCUGCUCAUCACGAUGACGGACAAUACAGGCCAAAUCCAAGUGAGGAUGACGGUUCGUACAGAGGAGAAGGAAACGCUCUUGGUUUUGGUGUCGGUUUGGGAAGUUUGACAGGUUUCGAUGAUGGACAAUAUCGUCCAAAUCCAAAUGAAGAUGAUGGAUCUUACAGAGGUGAAGGUGCCGAAACCGGUUUAGGAGUUGGAUUUGGUGCUGGAACCGGUUUGGGUGUUGGACAAGGGCUUGGAGUCACCGCUAAUUUUCGGGGUUUGUCUUUUGGUACCGUUUCUGGACACGGCGCUAAUGCUGGCGCAAGCUCCGGUGGUCACGGAUUUGGUGCCAGUGCGGGUAUAAACUCAAACGGACAAGGACUCGGUGCUUCAGCUUCCUUUGGCCCAUUCACUGCUUCCGCAGGAUUGGGUUCGUUGGGAGGUGGAAAAUUUGGUGUAGGUGCCGGAACUAAUGUUGGCUCCGGUGGUUUUGGAGCUUCCGCAUCCGCCGGACGGUUUGGAGUAUUUGCCGGACACGGUACAAAAACGCCAGCUUCUACCGAAGUUGCCGGCGGAUACGGUGCCGGUGUAAGAGCCGGAACCGGUUAUUCUGCCCGAUACGGAACCGGUUACGGAAGAAGAGCUUUUUACACGAUUCCAUCAACCUUUCCAAGUUUUAGUCAAUAUUUCACAACCGGAAAUCUCGGUCAAUAUACCUACGGUUACUCAUCCGGUGAUCAAUCAUCUCACCAAGAAACUCGAUCCGCUGACGGUUCCACCCACGGCGGUUACAGUUACGUCGACACCGACGGCGUUUUACAAACCGUCAAAUACGUGAGUGACGCAACCGGAGGUUUCAGAGUCAAGGCUACCAACCUUCCCGUAGCCGUCGUCGCACAUUAA
This is a messenger RNA of Pediculus humanus corporis (human body louse), 1941 nucleotides long. Its product is annotated as cuticle protein, putative. Gene Ontology annotation, cellular component: chitin-based extracellular matrix. The record is from RefSeq and is a predicted model, not a curated record. The transcript is spliced from 7 exons. The coding region runs from base 1 to 1941 and encodes 646 amino acids. Gene Ontology annotation, molecular function: structural constituent of chitin-based larval cuticle. Lineage: Eukaryota; Metazoa; Arthropoda; Insecta; Psocodea; Pediculidae.